AGAAAGAGAGAGAGAAGGAGACAUUGACACUUUGGCAGAACAAGAGCAUUAAUUAUCAUCACCACCUAAAAUGAGUUCUUCAGGGCAGAGCAGCAGCUGCGAUCUGUCCUUCAAGAUCUUGCUGAUCGGAGACUCUGCUGUCGGCAAAAGUAGUCUUCUUGUUAGCUUCAUCUCCAACUCGGUUGACGAUCUUGCUCCCACCAUUGGUGUGGAUUUUAAAAUUAAGUUGCUCAAUGUGGGUGGGAAGAGAAUUAAGAUGACAAUUUGGGACACAGACACAUUGUCUAUUGCAGCCGGACAGGAGAGGUUCAGAACAUUAACAAGCUCUUACUAUAGAAGUGCCCAAGGGAUCAUUCUGGUGUAUGACGUGACUAGGAGAAACACCUUUACCAACUUAUCAGAUGUAUGGGCUAAAGAAGUGGAACUGUACUCAACCAAUCAGGACUGUGUGAAGGUGCUUGUUGGGAAUAAAGUUGAUAGAGAAUCUGAGAGGGCUGUGAGUAGAGAAGAGGGCAUCGCUCUUGCAAAAGAUAUUGGAUGCAUGUUUCUUGAAUGCAGCGCUAAGACGAGAGAAAAUGUGGAGCAUUGCUUCCAGGAGCUAGCAUUAAAGAUAAUGGAGAUCCCUAGUCUGUUAGAAGAGGGUUCUACUGUAGCAAAGAGAAACAUUUUAAAGCAGAAACAAGAAAAUCAAGCGCCUCCUAGUUGUUGCUCAUAAAAUGCAGCAGUGGGCACUAAUAUUGAAGCUUGACUUGCACAUCAUGUAUAUGUAUAUUUCCAUUAUUUUCCUAUCUUACUGCUUUACUGCUCGUCUUGUUAUUGAGUUUGCAUAUCAUCAUAACAACAGGAUGGAUAAAUGGACACAUAAUUGAGAUCUGUAUUAGCUUAUGUAGAUUGCUUUCCUUGUUCCUUAGUAAUGUUUAAAAUAGAAAUGGCUGUAUUUUAUUUUUAGAUAUAAGCUUUCUUUUAUUUUGACUGUGGAAUGAAGUAAAAAAGAA
Messenger RNA from Argentina anserina (silverweed cinquefoil), 995 nucleotides. Its product is annotated as ras-related protein RABC2a-like. The record is from RefSeq and is a predicted model, not a curated record. Gene Ontology annotation, biological process: vesicle-mediated transport. Gene Ontology annotation, molecular function: GTPase activity; GTP binding. Lineage: Eukaryota; Viridiplantae; Streptophyta; Magnoliopsida; Rosales; Rosaceae. The coding region runs from base 71 to 715 and encodes 214 amino acids. The transcript has 6 exons.